This is a messenger RNA of Alternaria postmessia, 1161 nucleotides long. RefSeq lists its product as uncharacterized. The transcript has 3 exons. The record is from RefSeq and is a predicted model, not a curated record. NCBI's taxonomy places the organism in Eukaryota, Fungi, Ascomycota, Dothideomycetes, Pleosporales, Pleosporaceae. Gene Ontology annotation, cellular component: chromosome, centromeric region; nucleus. Gene Ontology annotation, biological process: mitotic sister chromatid segregation; protein localization to kinetochore; mitotic cell cycle. The coding region runs from base 1 to 1161 and encodes 386 amino acids.
AUGGCGAGCGCAAAGCAACAGGAGAACAUGCUCCUUACCGAGCACUUUACUUGGCCUCCUAUAUCUCUCAUCGACGACAUCAUCAACGCCGUAAACGAAGUCCUAUACCGCUGCACCGACUCGUUCGAAACCGGUCUCUCCUCCGCUGACCCCUCCUUACUCGGCUUCGCCGACCUAUACGCCUCGCAAGGACGUACGCCCGACAAAGAUGAACAUGGCAACGAUCUGUUUCCCGAGGCUAGGCUGGAGAUUGAAGAGGGCGUAUUGAAGCUCGAGACGCUCAUGGAGAAUGCUGUGGACAAGAAUUUCGACAAACUGGAAAUUUGGACACUGAGAAACGUUUUUGCGCUAGGGAGGGGGAAGGGCGGGGACGAAGGCUUGGGAGAGUGGGUCAGAUUAGGGCAUUAUGAGAAUCUCGAACCCCCGCCCAAAGAUUCUAAACUCACUCCAGAAGCCCUCUACACCCUUCGCCGUAAACUCAUCGAAACCCAAAAGUUGAACGCUGCGCUGGUUGCAGAGAAGACACGCAACGAGGCACAAAUAGCGCGGCUAAGAGCCCUACUCCAACCAUCUGGCGCAUCUAAGCGCGAACAAAGAAAAUCUACGACAUUGUCGAGAGCGCCAUUAGAAAUGAACCAACAGAGCGACGGAAGCGCAUCAUUCGCGUUCCUAACACACACAUCAGCAGCUCAAUCCCUAGGUAUACAAGCCCUACCACAACAGUCCAAUAGCAACACCGCCUCUGUCGGGGAGAAUAAGAACAACGAUAAGAAGCCCACUCCUUUAACUACCCACACCACAUUUACAACCUCCCAACUCCCCUAUCUCCGCCAACUCCUUGCCUCCCUAAAGCCCCAUCUCAGCAAUACCGCUCUACCUAGCAACACCACUUCAUCGCCUCAUACUACAGACUCCCUAUCACAAUCCAAGGAUAAAGAGGAAUUGAGUCGUGAACGCAAGGUGUACGUUGAGAGUCAAAGUAAGAGGAUAUUAGAGAGACGGGGUGUAGAUACAAGGGAUGGUGUCGAAGGCGUCUGGGAGGGUGGAAGUAGGGUGGGAGCCGAGGAAGUCAGGGGAUUGGAGGGGUUGGUUGACGGUUUCAACAGAAGAGGCAAGGUAGGAGAGAAUGGAGACCAUGGUGAGGCCAUGGAUACAAGCUGA